This is a messenger RNA of Paramacrobiotus metropolitanus, 1427 nucleotides long. RefSeq lists its product as uncharacterized. The coding region runs from base 111 to 1169 and encodes 352 amino acids. The transcript is spliced from 7 exons. The record is from RefSeq and is a predicted model, not a curated record. NCBI's taxonomy places the organism in Eukaryota, Metazoa, Tardigrada, Eutardigrada, Parachela, Macrobiotidae.
ACUGGAGCGAAGGCUGUUGUUGAUAUGAGAGUAGCUAGUUUGAUAUGACUAGAGUAGGCAGUGUACAGUAACACUGAAAAAAGAAAAGUUGAAAUUACAAACAGUAAAAAAUGAAAACCCUAAGCCUGCUUUGUGUGUUUGCGCUGGUGUACAUUGCGGCUGGUGGAGAACUUCCUAACCUUUCCCAGCGUGCAUCAUCUCCUCUGCAUGCUGCCAUAAGCAAGUCAAGAAAACUGUUUCCGGUGCAAGCGUCCGGCUUAGAUACCAGAUCGGGAGCCGUAACCGACAUCGCACAGAUUCUGCAAAAUAACGCUGAAAGCAUCUUGCAGUUUCUCCAGCAGACUGCCGCAUUAUCACAACAAUAUGCUGAAUAUAUUUACACAGUCGUCCAACAUGCGCUGAUCGCCUUGCAAGGUCUGGGCGACAAUAUUUUCCAAUAUGGAGAAGCAAUCCUCCAGCAGUUACUAACCACUUUGUCCAAUUCGAAAGUGAGCCGAGAUGGCAGCGCACGAAUUCCAUGGUUGAUUCAGCUAGUCAUCAAUGCGCUGACGUCAUCCGCGCAGUUCCAGGGACUUGUAGCACAAGAUCCCGUCGUGCAGUGCAUCGAGGUGCACGGCAUUGAGUGCAACACCGCCCUGGUCAUCGGUCUGAUGGAGAACAAUCAAGCACUGGACUUCCUGUAUCUGCCCAUGGUGCAGGACUGCUUGACGGCCAACGGUGGCAUGCAGAAUUACGUCCAGACGUCGCCGGUUGUUGGAUGGGCGUGGACCAUUGCCGGCCAACUCAGCGCCACGGAAGCGGUGACACAGGCGGUUCUGGAGCAUUUGGGUCAUGACCUUGGCAGCCAGGUUAACCAGUGGUUACUCAGUCGCCCGAAAACCCGCUUUGUUGAUCUUCUGGAUAUCCCGAUCCAUCUGAUCGACACCAAGACCGCUCUGUUACCGGCUAUUGCCAGUCAGUUUGCACAGGUGGAAACCGUCAUUCAAAACUUUAUUCACGAAACGAUUGGCCAGCUCAACGACGUCCUACAUUUGGUGGUGGAUGAAUUUGUGGAGUUUUUAAAACCACUGCAGCAGUAUUUCCCCACACUCAUCCAGCAGAUCACUACCCAACUGAAUACCUUAUUUUCUGGACAACUUGACUCGAAGUUGAAAAACAAGAAGCACUAGCUAGGAUUCGAAAUUCUUCUAACACUCUGAUUAUUGCAAUACAUUUGAUGAAUCGAAUACGUACUGGGUUUUGUGAUCGAAGGUCACUUGACUAGUUGGACUGAAAUAUACACCAUAUGUCACAAAACUGGAAAAUCUGAUGCCCUUUGUUAUGUGACUAUUGUGAAUUUGUUUUAUUGUGCGAGUAUGGCCUUGGUUAACGGCUAAAACCACGCCUGACAAGAAAUCUGGGGCCAGAUAAAUCUAUGUUUGUAGUAA